Messenger RNA from Mycena indigotica, 1146 nucleotides. RefSeq lists its product as uncharacterized. The transcript has 19 exons. The record is from RefSeq and is a predicted model, not a curated record. Bases 1 to 1146 code for a protein of 381 amino acids. NCBI's taxonomy places the organism in Eukaryota, Fungi, Basidiomycota, Agaricomycetes, Agaricales, Mycenaceae.
AUGGCGCAAACACCAAAAGACACAGAUGUAUCUCCCAGCGGACCACCUGGAUUCAGAUCAUCCUGCAGGAUCAUACUAGGGUCGUCUUGGGCCAAUAUAUUGUUGCUUUCAAUCCCUCUCCCCUACUUGGUCACCCCGUUUAGCCCGCUCUGGUCGUGUAUUGCAUGUUUCCUCUCGGCUAUUCCUCUCCUCAAGAUCUUCGAUUUGUCGAUGGCCAAUAUCAGCAGCGAAUGGAGCCUGACGUCUGUUGGACUAUCUUCUGGAUCUAUCUUUGAACAAUUGAUUGCGUUUCAUGCCAUCUAUUAUCGCCAACCAGAUGUAGCUCUGCCACUAGCUCUCGGUUCCUUUCACUGUGGCAUUCUCCUGAUGACUGGCGUCUAUAUCUUGGUCUUCGGCAAAUACCUCGCGUUGUCCUCGUAUAAAUCUCCGGUGGUUUAUCACAACCUCGGCGUCUGCGCCCUCAGCCUAGUGCUCUCAAUGUGGACCUAUUGGCAAGGCGAUUACUUCCAAUCGUCUGCGGCCCCUAGCCUUGUGCUGGCUACAUUUGUUCUCCUAGGCUCCUUAUACAUCUACGCCGUCCAACUCCAUCAGCAAACGAGUGGACCAAGCCCCAGCCAUAGUAUCCAUCCAAAACGACUCGUGGUGGACCCGUCGACAAAUAUCAUCGUGGAAUUCAAACCCGAAGGGAAAACUGUCAAUUCAUGGUCUGCUACGCUGUCGCUGGUCCUAUCCUUCGGGAUGAUGAUUCCUAUCGCUUCACACCUUUUGGGCAGUACAAUGGCUUUAAUGCAUGAUCAUAUCCCUUUCCAUUUCACCAGCACGGUGUUCAUCCCACUCGUAAUUCGGCUGGCUGUCCUCCUCCCUUCCAUACACUCAGUCGUCCUGACCGAGGCUGCAUUGCUCAACGAGAUCAGACGUGGCAUGGAUUCCAUGACAGUGCAUUUCCCCAUCAGCGUCUUGGCAGCAGCUACGUUCGGCAAUCCGGUUUCCGUUCACAUGCAUCCGGUAUCCAGCUGUUUCUUCCUGUUUUCAAUCUUUGCAUUUUGGAUUCUGCAUGCUCAACGAGAAGAACGGAUGACGGGGCUCCCUCUCUUGGUUUUCUAUGUCACGUUUGCGCUCGCGGCGGCGACAGGGGUGCCAGUCUAA